This is a messenger RNA of Brassicogethes aeneus, 1399 nucleotides long. The record is from the annotation of a GenBank genome assembly. NCBI's taxonomy places the organism in Eukaryota, Metazoa, Arthropoda, Insecta, Coleoptera, Nitidulidae.
GAAAGACAAAUGGCACAACACAUUUUGUCUGCUGUUGAGUCCGAGAUUACAGCAAGUAAAGAAAAAGGUGACUCGUCCGAAAGGGAUCUUUCAGUCUCUUUGGAUGACAGAGACUUAUGGGUUAGAUUUCAAUGUUUUACAAACGAAAUGAUUGUCACAAAAAGUGGAAGGCGUAUGUUCCCCGUGGUCAAAGUAACUGCCUCAGGUUUGGACCACAAAGCAAUGUACACGGUGCUCUUAGAGUUUGUACAAAUAGAUCCUCAUAGAUGGAAAUACGUGAACGGAGAAUGGGUACCUGGAGGUAAAGCGGAAGUACCCCCAUCAAAUCCAAUAUAUAUCCACCCCGAGUCACCAAACUUUGGUGCACAUUGGACAAAAGAAUCAAUAUCUUUUGCUAAAGUCAAGUUGACCAAUAAAUCAAACGGCAACGGCCAAAUCAUGUUAAACUCCUUACACAAAUAUGAACCCAGGGUACACCUAGUAAGAGUGGGCACUGAACCAAGAAGGGUGAUGACCUUCCCGUUCCCUGAGACACAAUUUAUAGCUGUAACCGCUUAUCAAAACGAAGAAGUAACUUCAUUGAAAAUCAAAUACAAUCCUUUUGCAAAAGCCUUUUUAGAUGCUAAAGAAAGACCAGAUGCUAUGUACAAUCAAAGGGAAUACUCACCAGCUUAUAGUCAGCAGCAAACUCAAUACUCGCAAUAUGGUUCCUGGUUUCUACCGCAUCAACCAAUUUAUCCUUCGGCACAAAUGUCAUCUUGUAAAUACAGAUCAAGUCCAACUUUAAAAAGACAAACUGCCUCGCCAUACACUGUACAUAGAACCAAGUCUGCUUCUGUAUCGCCACCCCCUCAUGUAUAUAACCCUCCAGAGCAUAUUCAACAACAAGCCUUAUACAACACAUCAACACCAAAUUACACGAGUUGGUCCGGAAUGCCAUCAAUGCAAGCCCAAUCACCAACCACAAUAAUGACUUCGGCAUUAAAUUGUUGGUCACUUACAUCCAGUCCACCCCCACCACACCAAAUAUCUACACAGCCAACUCCAAGCCAAUCACCAAGCCAUCAAAUUUAUCAACCAUCACCUAUUUCGAAUAUCACUAACUUAUCAUACCCAAGUUAUUAUAGUCAAGAUCUAAGCUGUACUCAGUACCAAAAUCCCGAGUACGUUUCAGUGGUAAAUGCUGAUUUAAGUUAUGCUCAUAUGGGCCAUGAAAGAAUUGUAUAUCAAAACGAGGGAAAUGCCGUGGAAAAAGUUAGUGAUUAUGAAAGUCCUCAUACUCAAAACCAUGCAGAAUCACCAGAAUCUACACCUGGUACUCCUAGAAGCGAAUGGGUUCAAAUUAAUUAAACCCCCUUAGAAGAUGUUGUAAAUAAUAUUUUUUUAUAAUUAAUAUAUU